Peniophora sp. CBMAI 1063 is the source of this 2865-nucleotide messenger RNA. NCBI's taxonomy places the organism in Eukaryota, Fungi, Basidiomycota, Agaricomycetes, Russulales, Peniophoraceae. The record is from the annotation of a GenBank genome assembly.
AUGUCUCAGUAUCCGUACGACCAAGCGGACGAAGCCCAGCACGGGCACUACAACGACGGCCACGCACCCUACAACACUCAAUCCCACUACGACCCGUACGGAUAUGGCCAUACACCACCUCCAGCCCAGCAACAGCAGCACGACCCCUUCGUCGACCCGUACUCGAACGUGCCGCCUCCGCCCGCCCAAGGCCAUCAAAUGUCCACAUAUUACCCCUCGGUACCUGCGUCCGAUCCGUACCAGCAACAACCCUAUCCGCCAGUCCACUCGCCGCCUAUCCAGCCGUACCCGCCCGUGCACUCGCCACCGCCGGCAGACCCCUACGGUCACCUGUCGCCACCACAACACAAUGCGCCCCUUGGACAGCCCUACGAGAUGCAGAGGCCGGACUCCUAUGGUCAAUCAUACGAGACGCACGAGCACGACGACGACGGGCUGGGAGAUGCCGGCGAGCUGCCGCUCCUGCGCGCACCGAGCGCACAUCCGUCGUUCGCGCUCCAGGAUCCUGGCGUGAUGCCUGUACCUGGUGGAGGGUACGAGCCGAAUAUGCCUGUAGCGGGGUACGAGCCUAGUAUGCCGGGCGGCUACGACGAGGAGGAGACGAAUAUCCGCUACGGCCGUAUCCCGCAGCGCGUGCCGCGUCGGUACAAGACGAUCAAGAAGGUCGAGCUGUUCCACGGCAACUUCGUGCUCGACUCGGCUGUGCCCACCAAGCUGCUCAACUUGUGCGCUCAGAAGAACGAGCGCGAGUUUACGCAUAUGCGGUAUAGCGCUGCUACUUGCGAUCCGAACGACUUCAAGGACUCGGGCUUCACGUUGCGUCAAGUCCACUACGACCCCCCGCGGAGAACGGAGUUGUUCAUCGUGUUGACGAUGUACAACGAGGAUGACUCGCUGUUCACGCGGACGAUGCACGGUGUUAUGAAGAACAUCCAACACUUGUGUACGCGUGACCGCUCAAAGACGUGGGGCAAGGACGGAUGGAAGAAGGUGGUGGUCUGUAUUGUUAGCGACGGCCGCUCGAAGAUAAACUCGCGCACGCUCUCGGUCGUAGCGACGAUCGGCGCCUACCAGGACGGUAUCGCCAAGUCCGUCGUGAACAACAAACCCGUGGCCGCCCACAUCUACGAGUACACGACGCAGAUUUCCGUUACACCGUCCAACAAGAUCGAAGGCGCGGAGAAGGGGCUGGUACCCGUGCAAGUCAUCUUCUGCCUGAAGGAGAAGAACCAGAAGAAGAUCAACUCACAUCGAUGGUUCUUCAAUGCGUUCGGCCCGAUCCUGCAGCCGAAUGUCUGCAUCUUGCUCGAUGUGGGUACCAUGCCGGGGCCUACGAGCAUCUACCAUUUGUGGAAGGCGUUCGAUAUCAACUCGAAUGUCGGCGGCGCGUGCGGUGAGAUCGUCGCGCUCAAGGGGAAGUGGGGUCAACUCUUGCUUAACCCGCUCGUCGCGGCGCAGAACUUCGAGUACAAGAUGUCGAACAUUCUCGACAAGCCGCUCGAGUCCGUCUUCGGAUAUAUCACCGUGCUUCCUGGCGCCUUCUCCGCGUACCGCUACAUUGCGCUUCAGAACGACGCCAAGGGCGAAGGCCCACUGCAGAAGUACUUCCUCGGCGAGACCAUGCACGGCGCUGGUGCCGAUAUCUUCACGGCGAACAUGUAUCUUGCUGAGGAUCGUAUCUUGUGUUGGGAGCUCGUCAGCAAGCGCGGAGGCGCAUGGCUCUUGCACUACGUCAAAUCUGCCUAUGCUGUGACGGAUACGCCAGAUCAGGUUCCCGAGCUAGUCUCGCAGCGCCGUCGCUGGCUCAACGGUUCCUUCUUCGCCGCCAUCCACUCGACCUUCAAGUUCCACUACAUCUACCGGUCAUCACACAGCUUCGCCCGCAAGUUCUGGAUCCACGUCGAGCUGGUGUACCAGACGUUCAACUUGAUAUUCUCCUGGUUCGCCUUGGGCAACUUCCUCAUAUCGUUCUUCAUCCUUACCAACGCGCUGGAGGAUCCGACGAUCAUUGGCGGGAACGCUAUCAAAGUUAUCAACACGAUCCUGGAAUACGCUUACGUCGGCCUGCUCUUGACAUGCUUCAUGCUGUCCCUCGGCAAUCGUCCUCAGGGCUCUAAAUGGGGAUAUACUACUGCGUUCAUUGGCUUCGCUUUGCUUACGGCGUACAUGACGUUCGCGGCAAUAUUUCUGGCCGUGAAGUCUGUACAGAGCGUCGCAAAAGAGAACGGCAAGAGUUUGGACGCUGGCGACUUCUUCACGAAUACGAUCUUCCGCGACGUUGUCUUGUCUAUGGCGGCGACAAUCGGGCUGUAUGUCUUCGCGUCGCUCAUUCACCUCGAGCCAUGGCAUAUGAUAACGUCCUUCCUCCAAUACACGCUCAUCGCGCCGUCAUACAUCAACAUCUUGAAUGUUUACGCGUUUGCCAACGUGCACGACGUCUCCUGGGGUACCAAAGGCGACAACAAAGUCAGCACCGACCUCGGCGUAGUCAAGACCUCGACAGACUCGAAAACAGUCGAAGUCGUCGUCCCGACCGCGGAAACGGACAUCAACGCCGCGUACGAGGACGCGAUCCACGUCCUGAGCACCAAGCCGCCCAAAGAGGAAAAGAAGUCCGACCCGGCGCAGGAGCAGGAGGACUACUACCGCACGUUCCGCACGAACGUCCUGAUGGCCUGGGUGCUCUCGAACUCGCUGCUCGUCGCGAUCAUCCUCACCGCCACCGGGAGCGCGGAGGAUAAGGGCGCGAGCAGCACGGUGAAUGGGUAUCAGAUCUUCAUUCUGUAUGCUGUUGUGCUUCUCGCUCUUGUGCGCUUCAUUGGAUCCACGGGGUACAUCAUCGUGCGCAUGUUCGCCGGCGAGUAG